Volvox carteri f. nagariensis is the source of this 705-nucleotide messenger RNA. It is a transcript of the gene syp5, whose product is annotated as Qc-SNARE, Syn8/Syntaxin8-family. Gene Ontology annotation, biological process: vesicle fusion; intracellular protein transport. Lineage: Eukaryota; Viridiplantae; Chlorophyta; Chlorophyceae; Chlamydomonadales; Volvocaceae. The coding region runs from base 1 to 705 and encodes 234 amino acids. Gene Ontology annotation, cellular component: endomembrane system; SNARE complex; membrane. Gene Ontology annotation, molecular function: SNARE binding; SNAP receptor activity. The record is from RefSeq and is a predicted model, not a curated record. The transcript is spliced from 5 exons.
AUGCAAGAAUUUAGCGCAGGCACGUGUUGGAUUGAAAACCGUGAGACGCUGCAAUUAAUCCAAGAGCGAAACUUGCGAUAUCCAAACGGUGGCCCAGAGGCGUCACGCCUGUCAGCAGCCGCGCGGAAGAAGCUGGGCACGCUGGGCGUGCAGCUGGACCGGCUUUUAAGAUGGCUGGACACUUCAGACGCCGAAGCUCUCUCUGAGCCGGAGAAGAACCGGCGGCGGGACCUGCUGUACGACCUGCGAAACCGGAGAGAACAGAUGCAGCUGGCGAUAAAGCGGAGCCAAGGGCAAUCAGACAGGGAUGCGCUGUUCGGGGGGCCCAGCGCCAGUGGCGGGCCAGCCGCUCCCCCCCGGGAGACGGAGUCCACAGCAGGCCUAGACAACCGCGGGCUGCUGGGGCUGCAGCAGCAGGUCAUGCGGCAACAGGACGAGGAGCUGGAGGCCAUGGAGAAGGUCGUCCACAACACCAAGCACAUCGCACUGGCGAUUGGUGAGGAGGUAGACCUACAGACGCGGCUGCUAGACGACCUCGCGGAUGACGUGGACGUGACACACAACCGCCUGCGAGCAGCUACGGCGCGCGUCAGGCAUGUGCUCAAGUCCUCUAGCAACUGGCGCUUGGGCAUGUGCGCCUUCCUACUCGUCAUCACGCUGGUCGCGGUCAUCCUCCUCACCGUCAAGCUGAGCAAGUUCUUUUGA